Molecule: messenger RNA, 1668 nt
Organism: Micromonas commoda
Lineage: Eukaryota; Viridiplantae; Chlorophyta; Mamiellophyceae; Mamiellales; Mamiellaceae
Exons: 2
Coding region: 1-1668 (555 amino acids)
Biological process (GO): tRNA N2-guanine methylation
Cellular component (GO): nucleus
Molecular function (GO): RNA binding
Source: RefSeq, a predicted model, not a curated record
AUGACGCUCACGCCGAACGAGAAGACGCUGGACCCCCCCGAGGGGUUCACCGUCCUUCAGGAGGGCAAGGCGCGCAUCCUGCAGAGGGAGAACGACGUCUUCUACAACAAGGCGCAGGUGGUGAACCGCGACCUCUCGCUCAGCGUCAUGCGACAGUUCCAAAAGGUUCGAGCCAAGGAGCACGCGGAGACCAAGCGCGCGCCGAAGAACAGGCGCCUCAAGGGCGACAUGUGCCACGACGAGCCCGAGACGGGGGACGACGACAAGAAAGAACCUCGCGGCAAAAAAGACGGAGAGGCCGAGGCGGGGGGGGACGACGAAACGCCCCGGGAGAAGCCGCCGCUCAAACCCGUCCGCAUCCUCGAGGGCAUGGCCGCCUCGGGCCUCCGCGCCAUCAGGUACGCGAGGGAGCUCGACGACGUCGGGUGCGUGGUGGCGAACGACCUGGACCCGACCGCCAUCGCGUCAAUCGCGAGAAACGUGGAAUUCAACGCGGCGCACUCGGCGGAGGCGGCGAACCGAGUGCGCGUGGUGGUGCCGAGCGCCGGGGACGUGCGGAUGCUGAUGAUGCAGCACGAGAAAAUGUUCGAUGCCGUGGACCUGGACCCUUACGGAACCCCCUCCACGUUACUCGACGGCGCGGUGCAGACCGUGGCGGAUGGCGGGUUGCUCCUCGUCACCGCCACCGACAUGGCGGUGCUCUGCGGGAACAACGGCGAGGUGUGCUGGACCAAGUACGGCGCCUACCCGCACCGCGCCAAGUACUGCCACGAGCAGGCGGUUCGUAUCCUGCUCGGGUCCAUCGACGCCGCGGCGGGCAAGUACAAGCGACACAUCGUGCCGGUGAUGUCCGUCUCUGUCGAUUUUUACAUUCGCUGCUUCGUGCGAGUGUACACCUCGGCGCAGCAGGCCAAGCUGGCUCCCACGAAGGUGUCGUACGUGUACCAGUGCGUCGGAUGCGACACGUUCGAGUGCCAACCCGUGGGUAAGGCGGUCACGAAGGGCAACAGCACCAAGUUCCAGGCGGGUUCCGGCCCGGUGGUCCCGAGGGAGUGCCCCAACUGCGGGUGGCACUACAACAUGGGCGGUCCGUUUUGGACCGAGCCCAUCCACGACAUGGAGUGGGUCGACGCGAUCAAGAAGCAGGUGGAGGAGAACAAGGCGAUGUACCCCGGGUACGACAAGAUCCACGCGCUGCUCACCACGGUCAGCGAGGAGCUUCCCGACGUCCCGCUGCACUACGACAUUCACAGCAUGUCGCACUGCCUUCGGGUCACGCCGCCGCCGAUGGCGCUCUUUCGCUCAGCCGUCAUCAACGCGGGCUACCGCGUGUCCCCGGCGCACUGCAACCCGCUCGCGGUGAAGACGGACGCGCCCGCGAAGGUGCUGUGGGACAUCCUGCGGUGCUGGGUGAAGGAGCACCCGGUGAAGCCCAUCCCGGAGAAGACCCCGGGCGUGGUCAUCUUGUCCAAGGAACCCGAGCUCGUCGCCAACUGGACCAGGGUGCACGGGGCUUUCACCAAGGCUCAGCGCGAGGGCGUGACGAGGUUCCCGUCGAACCCCGAGGAGAACUGGGGUCCAAAGAUGCGAGCGGGUCGGCCCGUGCCGGGCGGGGGUUUGGAGAAGCAGGGGAUGACGAAGAAGCAGCGAACAGAGGCGAGCAAGUGA